Manis javanica (Malayan pangolin) is the source of this 1206-nucleotide messenger RNA. The record is from RefSeq and is a predicted model, not a curated record. Lineage: Eukaryota; Metazoa; Chordata; Mammalia; Pholidota; Manidae.
UGCCCCUCCGAGGCGCCGUAGCGCGGGAGGGAGGCGGCGGCGCUGUGGUCCAUCGGUCCGCGGGUCCGUGGGUCUGCCCGGCCGCCCGGCCCCGCCCUGCCCCCUGGGGCUGCUCGGCUCCAUGGCCCGCGGCGGUGGCGGGAGGCGGCGCGGGGGCCGCAGGGGCCGCUGACCGGGCGGCGGGAGGCGGCGGGGCCGGGCCAUGGGGGACAGAGCCGUCCGCAGCCGCCGGAGCCGGGAACCCAGCCCGAGUCGGAGCGGCGCCCCCUGCUGAGCCCCGAGCGCCGGGUGAGAGGGGGGCGCGCGCCGCCCCAGCCUAGGGCCCCGAGGUUCCAGACCUGGCCCCACGAGGGACGCCCCGAGAUCCCCGCCCAGGACCGGCCGGCAGCCGGAUGCCCGGGCCCACUAGGCGGGCCGACGGCCGCCUGCGGGAUGAGCAGACUGCUUGGGGGGACGCUGGAGCGCGUCUGCAAGGCUGUGCUCCUUCUUUGUCUGCUGCACUUUCUUGUGGCUGUCAUCCUCUACUUUGACGUCUACGCCCAGCACCUGGCCUUCUUCAGCCGCUUCAGUGCCCGCAGCCCUGCCCGUGCCCUCCACCCAGCUGCCAGCAGCAGCACUAACUGCUCUCGGCCCAACACCACUGCCCCCAGCUCAGGACUCCCCGAGGCUCCGAGCGCCCGGCCCGGCCCCACGGCUCCUGUCCUGCCGCCCUGUCCUGACUCGCCACCUGGUCUCGUGGGCCGACUGUUGAUUGAGUUCACCUCACCCAUGCCGCUGGAACGUGUGCAAAGGGAGAACCCAGGGGUGCUCCUGGGCGGCCGCUACACACCACCUGACUGCACUCCAGCCCAGACAGUGGCAGUCAUCAUCCCCUUUCGACACCGGGAGCACCACCUACACUACUGGCUCCACUACCUGCACCCCAUCCUGAGGCGACAGAGGCUGCGCUAUGGCAUCUACGUCAUCAACCAGCAUGGUGAGGACACCUUCAACCGGGCCAAGCUGCUCAACGUGGGCUUCCUAGAGGCACUGAAGGAGGACGCCACCUAUGACUGCUUCAUCUUCAGUGACGUAGACCUGGUCCCCAUGGAUGACCGCAACCUGUACCGCUGUGGCGACCAGCCCCGCCACUUUGCCGUGGCCAUGGACAAGUUCGGCUUCCGGUGAGGGCUCCCUUCUCCCUGGACCCAGACCUCCCACCCAGAC